AUGGUGCUCCUAGCAGUGGGCGAGGCCCGCCGGCUCCUGCGCCGCCGCCUCUGCGUCCACUCUUCCCUUCUGCCGGGGUUCGCUCAGCGUGGCCGUGGCUCUUCUGCUGCCGCCGCCCCAGCUGUUGAUUCAGCUGGUGAUGUUGCCUUUGCUGCCUCUGAUCGUCCAUCUUCUCGGCCUCCUGCUUUGGUUGAUGAUGGUUAUAUGGCGUCUGCUACCUUUGUUGUUCCUAUGUUGCCUACUGGCGCCGUCCAGUCCUCCUCGGCUGUGCCUGGUUCCACUGUUGAUUCUUCAGUUGGUGCUGUCGUCAGUUAUGGAUCUGUUGUGGAUCCUUCUGCUUUUCCUUUGGCUUCGCAAUCUCGGAGGCGGGAGAUAAGUUCAGGCAAGCGCCCUGUUGAAGAGGUUCCUGACGCUGCUGUUGGUGAACUAGCAAAAAUACAUAUGAUUCUUCAGAUCGAUUCAUUUUGCCACCGAUUGCUUGAUCAUCUCGCUGUGCAUAUGUUUCAGAACGUCAGUAAUCUCUACACAAGGAGAAUGAAGAGUUUAUAUGGAGAGAAAAGAAUCAAGCUUUGUAGCGAGGAGAAGCAGCACAUCAGCGGAAACAGAGCCAACAUGCCAGCACCACAUGGUUCUGCUUUCUCUUCCUCGCUCAACAAAGUAGCUGAUGCUGCGGCCAUGCAUGCGCAUGGAGAGGCAGCGGAGGCUCCACUGACGAUGUGGUUUCCUUCACCAAGAAGCGACAAGACGGAUGGUGGCGCCGCUACCAUCGUCAAAGAUGUCGCGGUAGCGCAUUCAGCUCUGCUUCUGACGCUUCGGUGCCACGACAGGGCUUCACAGCUCGGCAGAUGUGUAGCCCCCUUCCCCGAGCAAUGGCUGCAGGCCAUUGGGAGCACCGUAUUGUUCUUACAUGCGUCGAUUCAUGGCUCCGGCGAUCGGAAUUGAAGAGAAGAAGCAACAGAGGUAGCGUCACAGAAGGGGGAGGAAAAGGGGAUCCUGAUGUGGGUGAGUGUGGAUGCAUGCGUGUGAGCCUGUGAGGAGUUACCAAUGACAAAGUAGGACUGUGUGCUGCGUACAUGCGCGUAGUCGCGUACGAUGUGUACAUUUUUUUGACCCUUCGUAUGUUGUGGUACAUUGGCUGUAUACACUUAUUAUUUCUUUAG
Messenger RNA from Lolium perenne, 1160 nucleotides. The record is from RefSeq and is a predicted model, not a curated record. NCBI's taxonomy places the organism in Eukaryota, Viridiplantae, Streptophyta, Magnoliopsida, Poales, Poaceae.